Botrytis byssoidea is the source of this 1026-nucleotide messenger RNA. RefSeq lists its product as uncharacterized. The record is from RefSeq and is a predicted model, not a curated record. Gene Ontology annotation, molecular function: L-malate dehydrogenase (NAD+) activity. The transcript is spliced from 4 exons. The coding region runs from base 1 to 1026 and encodes 341 amino acids. Gene Ontology annotation, biological process: malate metabolic process; tricarboxylic acid cycle. NCBI's taxonomy places the organism in Eukaryota, Fungi, Ascomycota, Leotiomycetes, Helotiales, Sclerotiniaceae. Gene Ontology annotation, cellular component: cytoplasm; mitochondrion.
AUGUUCGCCGCAAGAAGAGCAUUGACUGGAGCAGUCCAAACCAGAGCUUUCUCUGCUUCUGCUAGAGAUCUCUCCAAGGUUACCGUCCUCGGUGCUGCUGGAGGAAUUGGACAACCAUUGUCCCUUCUCCUCAAGUUGAACCCCCGCGUUACCGAUUUGGCUUUGUACGAUAUCCGUGGAGGUCCAGGUGUCGCAGCUGAUAUUUCCCACAUCAACACCAAGUCCAAGGUUACCGGAUAUGAGCCAACCCCAACUGGUCUCGCCUCUGCUCUCAAAGAUGCCGAAAUCGUCUUGAUCCCAGCUGGUGUUCCACGUAAACCUGGUAUGACUCGUGAUGAUCUCUUCAACACCAACGCAUCCAUUGUUCGCGAUCUCGCAAAGGCUGCUGCUGAGUCUGCACCAAACGCCAACAUUCUCGUUAUCUCCAACCCAGUUAACUCAACUGUUCCAAUUGUUGCCGAGAUCUUCAAGGCCAAGGGAGUUUACAACCCAAAGAGACUUUUCGGUGUUACCACUUUGGAUGUUGUUAGAGCUAGCAGAUUCGUUAGUGAGAUUAAGAAGUCCGACCCAGCCGAUGAGAACAUUGUUGUUGUUGGUGGACACUCUGGUGUUACCAUUGUUCCUCUCUUCUCUCAAUCUUCCCACCCAGAUCUCGUCGGUAACGAGAACCUCCUCAAGCGUGUUCAAUUCGGUGGUGAUGAAGUUGUUCAAGCUAAGGACGGUGCUGGAUCUGCUACCCUCUCCAUGGCUAUGGCUGGUGCCCGUAUGGCCGAAUCUUUGUUGAAGGCUUCUCAAGGAGAGAAGGGUGUUGUUGAGCCAACUUUUGUUGACAGCCCAUUGUACAAGGAUCAAGGUGUUGAUUUCUUCGCUAGCAAGGUUGAGUUGGGACCAGAUGGUGUUCAAAAGAUCUUGGAAGUUGGAAAGGUUGAUGCUGCUGAGGAGAAGUUGUUGGAGGCAUGCUUGGCCGAUUUGAAGAAGAACAUCGCAAAGGGUGUUGAAUUCGUCGCCAAGAACCCAGGAAACUAA